GGCUCCAUUAACACGCAAAAUUUACAAGCAGAGCUUGGAAGCCCACGGGAAGCUCGGGUGCCACCAGAGGAGGACUGGGUCCUCUGAAAAGGACUACCCACCGGAAUAUUUCUGGGGUAUCCUGUGGAAUAAUCACAGUCUCAAAUACUGAGUUCUUUACAGCUCAGCGGAACCAGCCUCUCCAGAGGCUGUACCAAGCAAGAACCAAUGGAGGCCAGCUGGAAGAUCAUUUGCAAACAAAGGCAAGUCCUUUUUCUCUUUCUCUUCUUGGCCUUAUCUCAGGCGGGCACUGAACCUAGGCGUUAUUCUGUGGUGGAGGAAACUGAGGGGAGCUCGAUUGUAACCAAUUUAGCAAAGGACUUGGAUCUGAGCCAGAGUGAACUCUCUAGGCGGGGGGCUAGGGUAAUUUCCAAAGGGAACAAACUGCAUUUGCAGCUCGAUCAGGAGACCGGGUAUUUGUUGCUAAAUGAGAAACUGGACCGAGAGGAACUGUGCGGUCACACAGAGCCCUGUGUGCUGCGUUUCCAGGUGUUGCUAGAGAAUCCCUUACAGUUUUUUCAAGCUGAGCUACAAGUAAUAGACAUAAAUGACCAUGCUCCGGUGUUCGUGGAAAGAGAUAUGUUGCUAAAAAUAUCAGAGAGCAGUCCUCCUGGGACUGCAUUUCCUCUGAGGAACGCUCAGGAUGUGGAUGUAGGCCGAAAUAAUAUUGAGAGUUAUAUAAUCAGUCCCAACCCCUAUUUUCGGGUCCUUACCCGCAAACGCAGCGAUGGCAGGAAAUACCCGGAGCUGGUUCUAGACAAAGCGCUGGAUCGCGAGGAGGAACCUGAGCUCAGGUUAACCCUCAUCGCUCAGGAUGGCGGCUCUCCACCCCGGUCUGGAACCGCUCAGGUCUACAUCGAGGUCAUAGAUAUCAACGAUAAUGCCCCUGAAUUUGAGCAGCCUUUGUAUAGUGUUCAGAUCCCUGAGGACAGUCCCAUAGGCUUCCUGAUUGUCAGGGUCUCUGCGACGGAUGUGGACGUAGGAGUCAACGGAGAGAUUUCCUAUUCACUUUUCCAGGCUUCAGAAGAGAUUAGAAAAACCUUUGAAAUCAACCCCAUGACAGGAGAUAUUCGACUGAAAAAACAUCUUGAUUUCGAAACAGUUCAGUCCUAUGAGGUCAAUAUUGAGGCCAGAGAUGCUGGAAAUUUGUUCGGAAAGUGCACCGUUCUGACUCGAGUUUUGGAUGUGAACGACAAUGCCCCAGAAGUCACCAUGUCCGCGCUAACCAGACAGAUCCCUGAGAACUCGCCUGAGACUGUGGUUGCAGUUUACAGUGUUUCGGAUCUUGAUUCGGAAGAAAAUGGAAAAGUAAGUUGCUCCAUUCAGGACGAUCUACCCUUUUUCCUGAAAUCUUCCUUGGAAAACUUUUACACCCUAGUCACAGAGAGACCGCUGGAUAGAGAGAGCAGAGAUGAGUACAACAUCACCAUCACCGUCACUGACUUGGGGACCCCCAGGCUGAAAACCCAGAAAAAUAUAACCGUGAUAGUCUCCGACGUCAACGACAACGCCCCGGCCUUCACCCAAACCUCCUACACUCUGUUCGUCCGCGAGAACAACAGCCCCGCCCUGCACAUAGGCAGCGUCAGCGCCACAGACAGAGACGCGGGCGCCAACGCCCAGGUCACCUACUCGCUGCUGCCGCCACAGGACCCGCACCUGCCCCUGGCCUCCCUGGUGUCCAUCAACGCCGACAACGGGCAGCUGUUCGCCCUGAGGGCGCUGGAUUACGAGGCCCUGCAGGCCUUGGAGUUCCGCGUGGGCGCCACGGACCGCGGCUCCCCUGCGCUGAGCAGCCAGGCGCUGGUGCGCGUGCUGGUGCUGGACGCCAACGACAACUCGCCCUUCGUGCUGUACCCGCUGCAGAACGGCUCUGCGCCCUGCACCGAGCUGGUGCCCAGGGCGGCCGAGCCGGGCUACCUGGUGAGCAAGGUGGUGGCGGUGGACGGAGACUCGGGCCAGAACGCCUGGCUGUCGUACCAGCUGCUCAAGGCCACGGAGCCCGGGCUGUUCGGCGUGUGGGCGCACAACGGCGAGGUGCGCACGGCGCGGCUGCUGAGCGAGCGCGACGCGGCCAAGCACAGGCUGGUGGUGCUGGUCAAGGACAACGGCGAGCCGCCGCUGUCGGCCAGCGUCACGCUGCACGUGCUGCUGGUGGACGGCUUCUCGCAGCCCUACCUGCCGCUCCCGGAAGCGGCGGCCGACCCGGCCCAGGCCGACCCGCUCACGGUCUACCUGGUCAUCGCGUUGGCGUCGGUGUCGUCGCUCUUCCUGUUCUCGGUGCUGGCGUUCGUCGCGGCGCGGCUGUGCAGGAGGGGCAGGGCCGCCUCGUUGGGUGGCUGCUCGGUGCCCGAGGGCCACUUUCCGGGCCACCUGGUGGAUGUCAGUGGUACUGGGACCCUUUCCCAGAGCUACCAGUAUGAGGUUUGUCUGACCGGAGGCUUAGGUGCCAGCGAGUUCAAAUUUCUGAAGCCUGUUGUGCCCAAUUCUCAGGGCCAUUACCCUGGGCCAGAAAUAGAAGAAAAUACUAACUUUGGGAAUGAUUUUGGUUUCAGUAUUCAGUGACAGUAAUUGUUUAUCAUAUUCCAAAUAGUUAAAAUUGAUCAUUUCAAUGUGAUGGUUUUUCUGGCCACCUAUUAGGAAUUUUUAAAUUACACUAAACUUGCUUGCAAAAUUUCUUAUAUUAGUUUUUUGUUUUAAGGAUCUCUUCAUUACUAUAACAAGAUGAAUGGUCCUUAAUCUUGCCUCUAAAAAGGCUAAUGAAGUCAGUAGUUGUACAAAUCUUUGUUCUGGAAUAGGUUACGAAUGUAUUAGGGGAAAAACAGUGAAAAGUUAAUUCUGUAUAAUUGAUUGUAUUUUCUUGAGCUUUUUAGUUUUUAUUAUUCGUUUUUAAACCAUUAGGUAUAUAUAAGCAGGAAUGCACUAACACUUAACGCUGAAGUAUGCCUAAGCAGAAAGGAAAGAGAACUGGUACAGUGAGAAUUUGGCUCUUGCUUUAUUUUGCUCUCAUAGCACUUAUCUUUGAUACUGUUUUCUCUUAAAAUGUUAUACCAAUUGUGCUUCCUUUCAUCAUUAUACCAGUAUUCAUUUGAAUAUAAUUAUUUUAAUUGCUUUCCAUUUAGUUUCAUUGGUGUUUAAAGGAGAGGGAAAGCUACACUGUAUUUAUCCAGUGAGAUGAAAUAGCAUAGUAGUGAAAUUGACUUUUCCCAUUUGAGAAGCAUUGAGUAUGUCUGACAGAAAACGCAGUGGCCACCUAAUAUCCAUUCAUCUUUUCUUCUUUAGUAACAGAUCCCAAAUUUACUUAGGGCAUUGGUGUGUUUAUUCAAAAUAAUGCAUUUUGUCAACGUCCUUGGCAGCUAGAAUGGGGUAUUUGACUAGGUUUUAGUCGACAUACAUAUACAAAUGUUGGAUGACUUCUAAGAAAGCUAUUUAAAGAGAGAAGACUCAUCUAGGAAGGAGUCCCUUUUUGUCCUUAGACAAGGACAAAACUUCUUGCUGCUCAUAAUGUGUAAGUCAUGGUUGGAACACAGUUAGCCAUGUUGGGCCUUAAAGCAACACUGAGGAUAGAAAUAAUGGACAAAGACAGUCAGUAUAGAAUAAACUUUAAAGAGAUGAGGGUCCCUCAUGAUCACAGAGUUAUUAUCUCAUCCCUGGUUUACCUACUUCUGAACUUUCUUUAUUUGAGAAAUAAAGGAACUUCUAUCUCAUGUAAGCCACCAUCAUUUUAGUUUUAUGCUACCUCCAAUGGACUCUAAUCCUAAUGCUUUAACAUUAAGAUUUUUUAUUAAAACAUUAUAUAAUAAAUAAAAUGCACAGAUCUUAAGUGCACAAAUCAGUUUGCUCUAACUGAUCUUUUUUAAGCUUUUAAUUUUUGAUUUCUAAUUCAGUUAAAAGUAGUGUACAGAGUGCUUUACAUUCAUUAUCUUUUUAAUCCUUUGCCAGACCUUAAAGGAGUUGGCAUAUCAUCCCCUUUUUUACACUUAAAUAACUGGAGCUAUGAAAGGUUAAGUAACUUGCUUGCAAUUGUAAGUAAUAAAAGGAAAAAUUUGAAAUAUAUUCUAAGUCUACUUGAAUUGAGCACCCCAGUUCUUAACCUACCGUGUUUCCCUGAAAAUAAGACCUA
Rhinolophus ferrumequinum (greater horseshoe bat) is the source of this 4162-nucleotide messenger RNA. It is a transcript of the gene PCDHB8, whose product is annotated as protocadherin beta 8. Gene Ontology annotation, biological process: homophilic cell-cell adhesion. The coding region runs from base 208 to 2604 and encodes 798 amino acids. NCBI's taxonomy places the organism in Eukaryota, Metazoa, Chordata, Mammalia, Chiroptera, Rhinolophidae. Gene Ontology annotation, molecular function: calcium ion binding. The transcript has a single exon. The record is from RefSeq and is a predicted model, not a curated record. Gene Ontology annotation, cellular component: plasma membrane.